Molecule: messenger RNA, 2359 nt
Organism: Megalopta genalis
Lineage: Eukaryota; Metazoa; Arthropoda; Insecta; Hymenoptera; Halictidae
Product: dim gamma-tubulin 6
Biological process (GO): spindle assembly
Cellular component (GO): mitotic spindle microtubule; HAUS complex
Molecular function (GO): microtubule binding
Source: RefSeq, a predicted model, not a curated record
CUAUAGUAAGUUAUGUUUGAAAUUCAUUUCUAACCGUAACGUAACCGUUAACGAAUUGGGCUUACAAUAAUCUUGCUGUGGUAUUUUUAAGUGAAUAAGAUAGUGGAACAUAUCCUAAAUACAUAAUUUCAUAAAGAAACUAUCAAUUUCUUCGAAUUCAAUGGCUAUUAGCGCAUCGUUCUAUCGCAAUGUUUCGUUAUUGACUGAAUUAGUUCCGCCCAGCGAGGACUUUAAACAACAUUUUCGUGAGGGCAUGUUUGACAAGCCCAACACUGCAGGUUUUCUGCAUACGUCCCACUAUUUAUUAACAGUGUACGAUUCGAAACGCUUUAAAAAGUUGUUCGAGUGGCCAGUGACAUGUAAAAAAACGGAAGCAAAGUACCGUAAUAAUGUCAAAACGUUUUUAACAAUCAUAUCCGCGGAGAACCCUGAUGUUGGAUUUCCAAAUAUACUUGUUUCUCAUUUGUUCCAUGCUAGUGGAAGCAAGUUUGUGAUUAUUAUGUGGAAGUUAUCACAGGUCGUGUUAAGAAAAUAUAUUACUUCUACAAAUAUUCACGAUGUUAUGUUUGUUCCUCAAGUAGGAAUUGAAGCAAAUGUAGGAAAAAAUUUUUUAAAAAAGACCUAUGCAAAGAUUUGUUCUAAUAUUACAGAUCAACGUCAUAAAUUAAUGGAAAUGGAAAACACAGCUAACACAUUUUUAAAGCAGGAGGAGCAAAAAUUGAACGACAUUAAAACGGAAAUUUUUGAAACGGAACAAGUAAUUAAAACUCUUGCAGACAAUGCUCCUGUUCAUCGUACAAUUAAAAAAGCCUUGGCAGAUAUGAAUAAUGAAGAUGUGAUACAAAUGUGGAAGUCAUCUAUACAGAAAUGCGUAAAUUAUUUGCAAGACAAAAACUCAAUUUUGAAACGUCUAAAGGAACUUAGUCAGAAAGUAAAUGAUUUAGUACUGAGUAAGAAUAGCGAUAUUCAAACAUUGGAUGCAAAUCAAUACCAGAAGAUAAAUUACUUGGAGAUGCCUGAACUGUUUCCUUACAAUAUGAAAACCAUCCUACUUCAAUUAUAUACAAAUGAAAAAUUAAAUUUACAUAAUUUUUUUUUACUAUUCAAUUCCGUAUUGACUCAGUUGUGCCAGCGAUUAAAAUUAAAUUUAUUAGAGGACCUUUCCGUAUGUCGACUACAAACAGAAACGAGUUGUAAGGACAUGACCGAAGCUUUAAACAUGUUCCAAAUGUAUUUAUCAGACGUCAAAACAUUGACAUCGGAAACACGUCAAAAGUUAUGCAAUAUAUUACAUCAAAAUAAUAUCGUUCAAAUUUGUGAUCAUUUGGACGUAUCUCCUAUUAAUAAUGUUCUUUUAAUGUCGACACCAUCUAUAAAGAUUGAUACCGACUCUACAGACGUAGAAAUCAAUCCACAAAACUGCCUACUACUUACUCCAGUGGGAGCUAUACAUAGGCCGUUAUUUCGGAGAUAUGAACAUUUGAAAUCAAAUCAUUUGGAACCAAGAUCGAAGUUAAGGGAAAAUUUGUUUGCAUCUCACACUAAUCUUGACGAUUCAACACCGACAAUUACCAUUGACACACCGUCGUUACAUGUUCUUCCAGUUUCGAGUAAAAAAAAAUUGUUAUCUUCGAAACAAGCUGAAAAAUAUUCUCGAUUAUUUUCUACACGUACGAAAAGAAAUAACUCUGCAGCAAUCGCAAGCGUAGUGUCUGUACCUUGUACCAAUAAAGAAGCAAACUCAACUGCAAUUGCAAAUACAAUUGAAGGAUUGAAUAAUAUAUCAGAACUCAGUCUGAAUAUGUCAGGAACGACCGUAUGUGACAAGAGUAUCGAAUUUACUACUCCUAUAAAAUUAACUAUUGCAAAAGAUUAUAAGUCUGAAGACGCGACUGAAAUCGAAGAUGUAGUACCAAAUGUUCUUAAUAUAUGCGAAAAGAGAACGACAGAAACUAAUCAACAAAGAAGACGUUCGAUCAGCGACUUGGUUGAACGCUAUAAGAAAUUACUUGAUCGUAAUGAUCAUACAAGUGAUUAAUUAUCCAAAACAUGAUAAUAAAUAUCUGCAAGAUAAAGAGUUUUAAAACCUAUAUAUUUUUUAUAAAAGUUGUAAUAAAUAAUUAGUUUGCAUUCUUUUAUGGACUAUUGUCAUGAAUCAAACCUUCAAAUCUUUCUUUUAUGCAAUAAAGUAAUAAUAAUUUUAAGAAGUUAUACAUAAAUACACAUUGCCUGUUUUACAUUAAUAUGUAUAUUAUACAGACUGACGAAUUUAAAUUAGCGUUCUGAAACUGUAAAAAUAAAAUACUCUACCCAUACUAUACUUGUUUACGACAAACAUAAUAAAAGAGAAGUCAGAAUA